UCAGCUGAAGAUUGCUAUGGUGUAACUGAAGUUGUGUUUCUUCCCCUACCUCCCCACUCCCUUGCUUGUUCGGUUGAGAGCAGUAGUGUAGAUUUGAUAGAAAUUGUCAUUCUGCCUUUCCUUGGACUGUCUGAACCUGUAGAGGAUACCACAGCAAUGCUGGACUGCAGCGACUACGUUCUAGACUCGAGAAUGAACAAUCCGUCAGAAACCAGUAAACCAUCGAUGGAGAGUGGGGAUGGGAACACAGGCACGCAAACAAACGGCCUGGACUUUCAAAAGCAGCCUGUGCCUGUUGGAGGAGCAAUCUCUACAGCCCAGGCCCAGGCCUUCCUUGGGCACCUUCAUCAGGUCCAGCUUGCUGGAACAAGUUUACAGGCUGCUGCUCAGUCCUUAAAUGUACAGUCUAAAUCUAAUGAAGAAUCUGGGGACUCUCAGCAGCCAAGCCAGCCUUCCCAGCAGCCUUCAGUGCAGGCGGCCAUACCCCAGACCCAGCUCAUGCUGGCCGGAGGACAGAUCACCGGGCUCACGUUGACGCCAGCCCAGCAACAGUUAUUACUACAGCAGGCACAGGCACAGUUGCUGGCGGCUGCAGUGCAGCAUUCGGCCAGUCAGCAGCACAGCGCUGCAGGUGCCACCAUCUCGGCCUCUGCUGCAACGCCGAUGACGCAGAUCCCUCUAUCUCAGCCAAUACAGAUUGCACAGGAUUUGCAGCACUUGCAGCAGCUUCAGCAGCAGAAUCUCAACCUGCAACAGUUUGUGUUGGUGCAUCCAACAACCAACUUGCAGCCAGCACAGUUCAUCAUCUCACAAACACCGCAGGGGCAGCAAGGUCUCCUGCAAGCGCAGAAUCUCUUAACGCAACUACCUCAGCAAAGCCAAGCCAACCUCCUGCAGUCUCAGCCAAGCAUCACCCUUGCCUCGCAGCCAGCAACCCCAACACGCACAAUAGCAGCGACCCCCAUUCAGCCACUUCCACAGAGCCAGUCGACACCAAAGCGAAUCGACACUCCCAGCUUGGAGGAGCCCAGUGACCUUGAGGAGCUUGAGCAGUUUGCCAAGACUUUCAAACAAAGACGGAUCAAACUUGGAUUCACUCAGGGUGAUGUUGGGCUCGCUAUGGGCAAACUCUAUGGAAAUGACUUCAGCCAAACUACCAUCUCUCGCUUUGAAGCCUUGAACCUCAGCUUUAAGAACAUGUGCAAGUUAAAGCCACUUCUGGAAAAGUGGCUCAAUGAUGCAGAAAACCUCUCAUCUGAUUCAACUCUCUCCAGCCCAAGUGCCCUGAAUUCUCCAGGGCUGGGGAUUGAAGGCUUGAACCGCAGGAGGAAGAAACGCACCAGCAUAGAGACCAACAUACGUGUGGCCUUAGAGAAGAGUUUCCUGGAGAACCAAAAGCCUACCUCGGAGGAGAUCACCAUGAUAGCUGACCAGCUAAACAUGGAGAAGGAGGUGAUCCGCGUUUGGUUCUGUAACCGGCGCCAGAAGGAGAAAAGGAUCAACCCACCCAGCAGUGGUGGAACCAGCAGCUCGCCCAUCAAAGCAAUUUUCCCUUGCCCAACCUCACUGGUGGCAACCACACCAAGCCUUGUGACUAGCAGUGCAGCUACUACCCUGACUGUCAACCCUGUGCUCCCUCUGACCAGUGCUGCUGUAACUAGUCUGUCAGUCACAGGCACAACAGAAACCACCUCCAACAACACAGCAACAGUGAUUUCAACAGCACCUCCAGCUUCUUCAGCAGUGACAUCACCUUCCCUGAGUCCUUCCCCUUCUGCCUCAGCCUCCACUUCAGAGGCAUCCAGUGCCAGUGAGACCAGCACAACACAGACAACCUCCACUCCCUUGUCCUCCCCUCUUGGGACCAGCCAGGUGAUGGUAACGGCAUCAGGGUUGCAAACAGCGGCAGCAGCCGCAUUACAAGGAGCUGCACAGUUGCCUGCAAAUGCAAGUCUUGCUGCCAUGGCUGCUGCAGCAGGACUAAACCCAGGCUUGAUGGCAUCCUCGCAGUUUGCAGCUGGAGGUGCCUUACUUAGUCUCAAUCCAGGGACAUUAGGUGGUGCUCUCAGCCCGGCCCUGAUGAGCAACAGUACGCUGGCAACUAUUCAAGCUCUUGCAUCUGGUGGCUCUCUUCCAAUAACAUCACUGGAUGCAACUGGGAACUUGGUGUUUGCCAAUGCUGGAGGUACUCCUAACAUCGUAACUGCCCCUCUGUUCCUGAACCCUCAGAACCUUUCUCUGCUCACCAGCAACCCGGUUAGCUUGGUCUCUGCAGCUGCAGCCUCCGCAGGGGCCUCUGGACCAGUCGCCAGCCUUCACGCCACCUCCACCUCAGCCGAGUCCAUCCAGAACUCUCUCCUCACGGUGGCCUCUGCGAGCGGGGCCACGUCCACCACCACUACUGCCUCCAAGGCACAGUGAGCUGGGCUGAGCUGUGCUGCCAGCAGCCUGUUUCACUGUGCGGUGGGAUUGGCUGCCAGCGGGGUUUAUAAACUGAAAAAUGUGAUUGGCAUCCUCUCGCCGUGUUGCUGGGGACAAGGGAGAGAAGGAAAAAUAUAAAAAACAAAAGCAAAACAGGAAGGAUUUAAAGCUGGGACAGACAUUUGCCUAAUUUUAUAAUAAACACUGUCUUUUCAGGAUCGCUUCAUGGAUCGGAGAACUUUCUAACCAAAAAUGUAAAAAAAACAAAAAACAAAAAAACAAAAAAAAAACAAAAAAAGUGAAAGGACUACUUAUCAUUUCCAGCAGUCACAAUGACAAGUUAAGGUGGGUUAUCAACUCAAACAUAGGAAGGGGAUUUCUUGUUUCUUUUUGGUCUAAAUAUCUUUCUUUUUUAAUUAUCAUUUUAUAGGUCUGUUGUACAGGCCAUUAUGUCAUACAAGGUGUUUAUAAUCGUAUCAAUCGUGUUGGGGGUUCCUUUCUUAACUGGUACAAUUUAGGCAGGCCUGUAUUACUGGUGUAUCUCUAUUAUUAUUAUGAUUAUUAUUAUUAUUAUUAUUUUUAUAUAUAUAGUUUGGACGCAUUUGUCUUUUGCUCCUGGAUUAUUUUCAGCGAGCUCCCAUGCCAUGGGGGGAGGGUGGGAGGGUGGAGAGGAAGAAUGGAGCACAAAUAGACUUUCUGUCCUCAUCUUCUGGGAAUGUUCUGAGCAGUUUCCUCAUCCUUGAAUUUGUCCGAUGGUUACUUAGAGGGGUCAGAAGAAGGCAUUUUCAUCUCUUGCGCAGGAAGCUCAGCGUAGCAGUAGAGAUCAUUGCGUGCAAACUUCCAGGCUGACUUAAGCUUUUUAAGCAGAGAUAGGAAUUCGUUCUGAUCUGCAGUUCUCCUCCACUUGGUUACCUAGAUUAACUGGCCAAAUUCUGCUCUUGGCUUUGUUUGCAUGGUUCCUUUAUACUUCAGAGAGUGGGAUUUGGCCUCCUGAGUCUAGAUUGUGUGGCAUACUGAUGGCUCUUUUGUUCUGCUGAUUUGAUUUUGCGGUCGCAAACAUACACAAAUAUUUAGAAAAUGUUCGGUUACCCAAGCUGAUUGGCUGUAAGUAAAACAGCGUUUACAGUCCUAGAUUGCUGUCAGGUGAACUAGUGCAGGAUGUCAAAAGGUCGGACUGUCCCUAAUCACAGCAAUAUUCCUUUUCAGUUAUUUCUGAUGUUUCCAACAUUGUGUUUGGAAUAACUUCCUGCUAAAAAAGUGCUUCUGCCUGCAAAACACAGAAGCCCAAACUUUCGGAACAGAAGCUACCAUCUUUUAUGCUAACACAAUCUAGUUGACUCUGGGGCUUUGCACAUACCUUGGUGAUCUCGUGUAGUCUCUGAGCUGUGAUGUUGCUAGCUAUGUAAAAAUGACAAUAAGCGUCUCUGACCAGGCAGUCGGGGCUCGCCUGCCACUGUAACUAUCUUUUCAAGGUUGGUUCUGAUCCAUGUAGCAAAGAAUAUUUACGUGGAUGAGGAAGAAUAAUGGACUGUACAGAAGUUAGAUCUGUAUAUUCUUAAAUAUACAAUCUAGUAUCUGAACCAAAAAAAGAUUUUUUUAAAAAAGAGAAGACUGGAUCACUGCAAUGCAGUUCACCUUGAGCUUUCCAUUCCUGAUGGAUUUAAAGGUUUCUGCCAUGUGUAUAAAACUAAAUUACUUUUAGCUAGCAAGGGUAUUAGAAGAGUCCCUUCCCCACCUUUUUGUCACCAGAGUGUUCUGAAAUAAUGAGCUAAUGCAGCUAUGUUCAUUUUGUUGAUGAUUCAGGGGGAUCUUGGGGUUUCUCGCCCAAGAUCCAGAAGGCAGCAACUUUAAACUCUACAUAUGCUUUGGUUUGUGACCGGAGCAUGUGGGAUUUGUGUUUGCACUCAAGUGGCAGAAUCCCUUAUCUCUUUUUUCCCCCCUUACCCAUGUUUUUGCUCUGUUCAUCUCUAACUCUCCACCUUCCUGUUUUACUGAAUACUUAAUUAUCCCUAAAACUUCAAAACUAGUGAACUGCAAGCAGGGAAACUAACAAAUGUCCGUCCACCGUUUCUAAUGUGUUUUUGAUUUUUUUAUGUUUUAUUUUUUUAAAACUAAGCUUGAACCAAAGUCAAUUUCUAGCAAGCUGCUGUACUAAUGGACUAGUUUGUGUAAGUGCAGUUCAGAUGCAGAGAGGCGAUAGAUGCUACUGACAAUUUCUUUUUCAUUUGUCUUUUGUUUUUAUUAAUUUUAUAUAAAAGUUGCUGCUUGUUUUUAACCUUUUUUUUGGUUGGUAAUUUGUAUUAUCCUUGGGGCAGACUCUUAACUUGAUUUUAAUUUGUUUUCUUUUGUUUGAUGUGUAAAUAGAAUGGCAAUGUCAGGGGAUUAUUAAAUCCAACAGGUCCCACCCUCAUCCCACCAGUAUGGAUAAAUCUAGAUAUUUUUGAUGUGCCUGAUGUUUCUAUGACCUCAGGCUGCGCAGAAGAUCUUUAGGGCUAUGCAUAAUACUGCGUAUGUGUAAAUUACCGACAGUAACAGCUUCAGAGCAGUAAAACGUAUAGCUGGGUGAGCUUCAGGGAGGUAGGGAAGAAGUGGAAGAGGAGAUGCUGGUACCCACUAUGUUGAUCUGGAGGCCCUAGCAUGGACUACAGUUUCUACCAAAGGGAUGCAAGUCCCAUGGGACUUGUGUUCAGUGAAGUAAGAGGAUGGGGAAAACUGCAGCUAUAAUGUUCAUUUUUGAGUCUGAAAGUUCCUACUUACUUUCACACCUGUGCAAAAAUAUGAUUUAUCAGGAAGCUUUUUGUUAAAGGGGGAAUACUACUGGUCUUUUUUCCAGUGUAUCCUCUAAUCCCUAACAGAUUUGUGGUAGGGUGGGGGGGGGGGGGGGCGUGGCCCUUGCAUAUCUAGGAAACACAAAGAAAAAGGUGGGCCUUAAAUCAGCAUAAAAUCCUCUCUCCAGUGUUCGAAGAGACUGUGCCGUUAGCUGUCUGAAUGAGUUUUCAUGUCCCAUUCUUGCUGGUUUGUGGUUGGGAGAGGGUCUUGUUGAGUACAUAUCUGGAACACUAAUGCAGCUUGGAUGGUUUAUUUAUUAUAAAAAUCUGCUUUUUUUCCUGACUACCUUUGUAUUGGUCACAUGGCUUUGGUGUGAGCACCUUAUACCCCCUUUCCCUCCUUCUCUUUACCCUGACACCCUCUCUGGGGCCCAGAUUCCAGAGAAUUUCUUAGCACACCUUUCAGAGAGAAACUGGAAACUCAUAAUAGCCACAUAUCUGGAAAGGGCUUGAUUUUCCUUGGAAUACCCAAACAGCGCACAUCCCAUGGGUUCAGUCACCAGCACGCUUUGUUUCAGUGCCAGUGUGCUCUCCUUUGCUGUCCUAAAACAUCCCAGUGACUGACCGUAGCUCCUGGAGCCUGCUUUCAUCCACAUCAGUGUUUUGGCUCAUGGAUGCUGGCAGCUUCCAGAGUUUAGGUAGAGGACAAAAAUGAGGUGGGCAGCAGGCACACCUCUGCCUAGUUACAGUACGUACAUUAUUGCAGAGCAUGAAAGGAAUAUGCGAUCAAGUACUAGAAUUUAGCAGAAGCUUCUGUUUUAAAUCAUAAUCAUGCUGUCAGCAUAAAUUGAGGCGUCUGAAAAGAGACAACAGCAAAUACAGAGCUAGUAAAUACAGACCUUUGCCUGAGUUCUUGAGCAUUUAAGACUGGAGAGUUACUGUCCCAGGAGAGGUCGCAAACUUGCCAACAGACCCACGGCACUUGUUUCUUCCAAAGAGACUAAGUUACCCCUCUGAUUCCAGUUUCAGAGGGUUUAUAUGUUUGAACAAAGGUGAUUUUCUAUUACACACUAGAAGUCUUAAUUCCUUAAUAUUCCUUUUAGGGGAAGGUUUUCUCUGAGAAAAUUAAUUUCCAGACAGUCUCCUAGCUGUACACUGAGACUCCUAUAUUGAUAAUGCUUUGUCAGCCAGGACCAAAAGAAAUUUCCUAGCACAUUAGGAAAGGUAAUAGCAUUUCUCUUCAGAGCACCAAGUCUCCUUAUUUACAGAUGUGUGGGUUGCAUUUCAUCGCUGCAAACGUGCCAAAGGGUGUAUGCAGAAAAAGAGAAGGCAAGAAGCUCUCAUUGUUGCCAAGAACGAUUUUUAAAAAAAAAGAGAGAAAAAGAAUUUAUGAAGAUACAGAUACAGAUAUCCCCUAAAGGUCUAGAGAAACAAUUUAGGAAAUGCCUUCAGGAUGAGACAUUGUAGGCUGGUCAUGAAAAUUUUUGUCAUAUUACAAAAAUUUAUUCCUGUUUGGCUUUAGGAGAGCUGAACCCCUGAGAGUUCACUCAGUCUGUAGUCACAAGGAUUCAUGAACUGAUCAUAGAAGGUACGGACAGAUAUGACUGCUUACAAGAGUCACAUUUGUCUACGUAAAUCUCCUUUGGAGGAUUUCUUUUGUUUCUGAAUUAUUGUGCAUUAUGUGUCAGUAUAAGUACAUUUUAUCAUGUACCUAUGGGAUGCUGUGUAUGUGCAUACACUCAAAAAAAUUGUUGCCAGGAUAGCAUGAUUGUUUCGUGCUUUUGUGCAAGUACUUCAUUUUAAAGAGAUUUUUGUCUGGCUCAUAGGCUAGUGUCACUUCAGUUCACUUUUUUGUUUUUGUUUGGGUAACUUGUGAAGAUGCAUCAUUUCUGCACUGCUUCUUAAAGUCCUCUGCAUCAAUAAGCAAUUGUUGAAACCCAAGUUAAAUUAGAUUGAAAAAAUCCAAGAAGUCCAAAAGUACCUUGAAUGGAAAAUAUGAGCUCUGAUGAACCAUCAAGGAGAACAUGCUCAAAAGUUAGUGAUCUUCAUGUAGGAAUGUGCUGCUGCUGCUCAGUAGUUUUGUUUGAGUGCUAGUGAAAACUAAAAGGCCAGACCGUUAAGAGGAAGACGUUUAUUCUGAUUAUUUGAAUUCUAGACCUUUUAGAACAUCAGAAGCUGCAAGUCUGAAUUUUAUCAUGAAAUGAACAGGCUGACAAAGAGAUUUUCAAUGAAAACAAUAUAGAUUCUGAUGUAUUUGAAGUUGCAGCUUGUGAUUUGUUGCAGCUUUUAGGUUAAUAAGGGGGAUGCUGGCAUUGAGCAGAAGUAGCUCAGUGCAGAAGUGUCUGCUGAUCUUAUCACGCAAGGACAAAUGCUCUCUCAUAGUAGGGUAGCUUUUCACUUGGGCAAGAGCAAUCCAUUGCCUGUACUGUUACCCCUUUUCUUAUUUUAAUCUCAUAUACUUUACAGUGAUCAUUAAAUGAAGUCAAAAAAAUUGUAUUUCUGAUCCUUUGGCAUCUUUCCAACAUCUUUUAGGACAAUUUAUUCCGUUUUAUCUUAAAAAGUGUAGAAAUCAACAGUUUUGCUCAGGCAGGCAUUAAGAGAAUGGCUGUUAGCAAAACAUGCUUGCAAAACUUCUCCAUGCACAUCCAUGCCAACAGUUGAGUGAGUAGUAGAAAAUUUCUUUUCUUAUUUCUCUUGGAACCAUAACCUAAUGUUUUGGUUUGUUCUAAUGUUUAAGUGUUACCUCUUGUAGUAUAAUUUGGCUCAUCCCACCUUUCUCCAGCUGAGUUACUGAAGGAGGCAGCAGUGUUAAUUCCUUAACUCUGUGAUGCCCAUUUCUGUGGCGCAACAUUGAUUGAAACAGAAGUUCCCUCUUUCUUUGUUGCAAACAGAGCAGAACCGCUGUUACAGCUGGAACCGUACCAUAGACACACAAGUAAAAAAAAUCUGAUUUACCUGAAGAAUCAAUUGCUAUUUUCUUAGAUCAAAAUUUACUUUAUGAAAUUCUUGAGAGAGACAAGUAGCUUUUUGAGGUCACUAGGUUGUUUUGGGACAGGCAAAAUACUGUAUUUAGUCCAAACUUUCGAUGAUACUUGGUUUUAAAUCAGUAGUUUAAAAUGUAGGUCAAUUUAUUGUCAAGUUAGCUGUAUUAACUAGAGUCAGUAUUCCUGACUGUUCCUGUUCUCCCUCUCUCCAACAGUUAAAUGAUGUCUGUUCACAGGGCAUGGGCACAUCUGUCGGAUGUUCACAUGAAUAUUGAAUACAGUGGAAUGUUACCAGAGGAAUAACCGAACCUGCUGACCCCCACUGGAUUUAUGGUUGUCAGUCUUCAUGUAGCCUACUCGAAAUUUUUACAUUUUUGUAACAAUACCUCUUUUUACUUCUCCCUCCCUUUCCAAAAUGCUAGAGCAAUACAGCUUUCAAGAUGCGUAAUUGCAAAGGCUCUGCUCUCUUCAACUGUUAAAUCUAACUGCUGUUGCUGCCCAUAAUUCUUUCCCUUCUUUCCAGUGGGGACACUCCUGGAAUAGUUCAAAGAUUUUUGACAGAGGAGUCCUUCCUGUGAAGAGCACUGCAACCCAUACCUUUCUUUUAGGCUUAUGUAGUUCAUACAGAGAGAUUUCAUAGGGCUGUAGAAUUGUAGACACUGUAAAACAAUGCAGGUCUGUUAACUGACCCAUGGUUUUCAAUUUCCUAAAAUAUUCAUAUCUUUCACUCCAUGUUCAGAACAGGAUAUGGUUCCUUCUAUGUCACUGAAAGUAGUUUUAGCCCUUGAGAACAAGGAAAAGAGGAAAAUUCUGUACUUACAUAUCUUUACAAACAAACAGACUAAUGCAUGAAAAAGGACUUAGUCUUUUUUCGGUGUAUGUGUCAUCAUUCAAUCUGUCUCCCACUUCUCCUAGUACCCUCUUAGUGGGUAAGUGCUGUGAGCCUUCACCCCCAUGGGAUGCUGUUAGAAGGGUGUUAUGAAGAUUGCACUGGAACUACAAAUAAUUUUACGAUGGGAGACGGGAGAAGAUGCUUUUUAGUUGAGCAGACAAAUAAGGUCAGGAAGUAGAAUGUAUCAGGUACUUCUUUUCUGACCAAUUUCCUAUUAGCAAAGCAACUACCGGGCUUUACCUCGGGGCUGUUUUUAGUUGUGUCUGUGAUAUACUGCUAAUAACGUAGUCCUUAAUUAGAGUGAUCUGGGCCUCCCCUUCUCCUCCCCCCUCACUCCUUUUUCCUUCCCCCUGUCUGUCCUCAGUGAAAGGUAGCACCGUACAGCUCUGAGAACAAUACUCGUGGGUAGCAGCUGGCUUCUGGCACCUUCAUAAAAUACCUCAGCAUAGCUUAGCAUUGUCGCAGAACUGGUUUUAAACUGAAAAAAUCAGAAGAGAAAAGCAAACUUUAUAAAUAGUGGAGAUAAUUCUAGCUGUAGAGUUUAGUUGAACUGAUGUUUAUUAUGAUUGAUAAACAUGAUUAUGCUGUAUGUAUUUGAGAUCCUGUUUAUAGGUUACAACUUUAUAGGGUCGGGUGGGGGUGGGUGGAUGCUGAGGGGCAGAGAAAGGGGGUUGACUGUGUUAGAAGGAAAAUGUUUGCUCAUGAAUUUUUUUCCUUGUAUCUGUCUUGCCAAAGGAAACAUUUUGUCGCUCCUGGGUUUGGGAUUGUUGUUUGGUUGGUUUAUCUGUGGUCUAAUCUGCAGCACAGCACGUGGUGGCAUGCAGGUUACUGAUUGGGUUGCUGUUCAGGGUCCUUUUGAGUGUGCGCACACUUCCCUCCCUCCUGGCCUUUCCUUAUCCUUCACUGGGAUGUAAAGAUUAGGCAACGUGUAUAUGGGAGGCUUGGGGGAAAGAAGAUGGCUGUAUUGGGUUAGAAUCAACCUAGGUGUAAAUCCAUUUCAGUCAGUCGAGUUGCACCAGAGCCGAACUGGGUCCAUUGUGUUCAACUCUGGGGGAGGGAGAAGAAUGGUUGUCGCAUCUUAAUCUAUCUGGGAGAGCAAAAGUGAAACAGGUUCCUUUUAUCCCCCUUGUCUUGUUACUGAAUGUAGGGCUUGUAGUGCUUGAUAAUAGGUAGAAAACUUUUUAAACACUUCCUUUUCUAAUAGCAAUGCUAAUCCUGUCUAGACCAAAAACUAUGAAAGAAAAACCAAACAGAGAAGUGGAAGCUCACCUACUCCUAACACCUGGCUGGUAUGCCUGGAAGGGUUGAAAUACUGUGAGACAGUCAUGGGAGAGGGGAGCUUUGGGGGGUUGUUUGGAGAGGGAGUGGAUCGUUCUCCUGGCAAAUGUCUUGGUAUUGGAGCGGGAGUAGCAGAAAGAGCGAGUAUUACCUUGGGAGGGUUUUGCAGCCCCUUCAUCCAGACCCCAAGGCUCCCUUCUCAUUUCCCUUCAAGGCUCAUGGAAUGGGGGAAGAGCAAUGUGUGUGUGUGUGAGUGCGCGCGUGAGUGCACGCGCAGGUGUGCAUGUGUGUGGUGAUCUAGAGAGGUGGGUUUCUAAAGGAGCUCGACUCCACUGGGGAGGGAGAAUUCCCAGUGGCCUCGUAGGGAACCAAAGGCACUGAUAAGUUGUCAGCUCUGCUGUUUUCAGAGCGGGUAAGAGGAAAAGCUGGGUGGUUUUCUGAGCUUUGGGUCAGUGUCCCUUUCUGUAAGGACCUCAUCUCUUGCAGGUGCUCCCACCUUUUCUGCAUAGAGUGCUUUGGCUCUGUGAAGACAAACUGCGUGCGGGGCUUGCCCGGUGCUGCAGGUCUUGGGCUAAUGUUGGAAUGCAGUCAGGGAAAACUGUUUCUUUCCUUCGAAUGUGGAAGCAGUGUAGUCCAAGGUCAGAGUCCGUUCAACAGCUUUGCGUAUGGUCUUUCUCUUAAAAGGUGGGGGGACCUUGAAGACUCCUUUCUUUACUCCCCAAAGUAGCCUUGUACAUUUUCAUGUAUUGUGCUAUUGGGCUGAGUUGUUGUAUCAGUGAACUUGGUGAGCUCUUGUGAAGAAAGGGAGGAAGGAAGGGGGAUAGACGGAUCGUCCAGCUUCUCUUCCUCCAGACGCCAAUCGGGUUGCAGAACUUCACUGAAAGCUUUACUAAUAGAAUUGUUGUUCUGACAUUAUGUAAAAGUGGUAUUAAUAUUGUGUGACUUUUCAAAGAGCUAGUUAGAUUUAUAGGUAGGUAAUAGGGAUAUUGAAGAAAUGACUUCUCAAAGAAAAGAGCACUUGGAACAAAAGAAGUGGAAAACAAGGUGUGCUUUAAGGAAAACAAAUCUGAGGAAGGAAAUGAAACAGCUUGUGGGAGGCGAGGGAAGACGAUACCCUUUGGCGUUCCUGGCUGCUGAGGCUCAGCCCCAGAACUGGAACACACCCCCUCUGCCUUAUUUCAUCUCUCUACCAAACAGGACAUUGUCAAGUAGCUCAGACCAAAAUGUUGAUCUGUCUUAAAACUGUUUCAGUCUGCUGGUGAAUGUUUUCCUGCAGAGCUUUGCAUACAACCAUGAAAUAUUUAAUUUACCAAGUUAGCUUCCCCUUUCCUCCCAAAACUGACUGUUGUGGGCCAACUUCAGGAUUCAUACUACCUUUGCUGAAUUUUGUAGCAGCAGCUACUUAAGCCCUGUUCUCUGAAUAUGAUAGCGUUGUGUGCGGAUGAAGCUGGCAUGCUACGGUGCUAUAGAAAUGUGAAAUUACCUAACAGAAGGGAUCCUAAGGCACUGGAAACCGCAUGCCAGUGGUUCAGUCAUGGAGAUCAAGCCACCCCCUUGCAAAAUAAUUCGAGAAUGAGAGCACCCGUGACGGUGUCCAGAGAACAAGGCAGUUAGGACAGAAACUUUAGUUCUUUCCCCAUUCGCUCUCCAUGUGUUGGCCUCUGAUCCCGGUGCUCCCUGCACUCGAGUGAGUCAGAGGGCAAAACGCAAUGCUGGAGAGCCGGAGAUCAGCCCUGCUCCCUGUGAAUUCAUGGGGAACUGGGCUGGGCCUGCCUUUGGAGCGGGGAGAGGAAGGGAUCACUGCAGAGCUGUGAGGAGGUGGUUGGAAGAGGCCCGGAGCAGCGCCGGUGCCCGCGGGUGCCUCGCUUGGCCGCGGUCCGUAGGAAGGAUCCACGCAGCAGCGUCCUCGUCCCCGCCAGUGCUGUUGUUCCAUUUCCUUCCUCUGUGGUAGUGUCUAAGGCUAGGUGUGAGUAGGUGUGGGGUGUUUAUCCACCACAGGUACAGGAGCUGUCGUAUACCUCAUUUCUAACUCGUAACUGAGUAACUUGCUUUAACUUUCUCCAAACCCUACAGAGUUGCCAAGUCUGCCCUCUCUCCUUUGAUUACCAUUGAACUCUGGCCUAUAGCACCCCGUGACCUGCAACCUGGGGAGUGACCCCCUAACGCCUCUGAAUGUCGCUGCUUAAAAGCUACUGCAAAGUGAGGGCAAAUUGCAAUCUUAUCUUAUUUCGUUUGGUUACCAGGGGUCCUCUUGAGUAGUCUGUGAAUAUCUGCCCCUUCCCCUCCGCUCCGUGUAAAAGGGCCACACUGCCUUUCCCACCCUGUGGGAGCUGCCCUGGGGCUAUGCCGAACUCCAGGGCCUGGAGGCUCUCUCAGCCCAGUGCUGCAUACACGCUACUCGCUUUUAUUAACAUGACCAAAAAAAAAAGGAAAAACCUCCGAAUAUUUAAUUUUCUUCUUUAUUAUUUGACAAUCCUGUAUCCCUUCCCCACUCCCCAGCCUGGCCAGAAGCUGUGCCCUUAACCCGUUCCAUCUUUACGUUGAAUGUAGUUCCCCUACCCCCUGGGAAAGAGAAGCUUUGUCGGGUCACGGUGGCUGCUAUAAGUCGGGAGGGGGCGGUUUCUUUGUUUUGUUUUGUUCUUUUAAAAUUUCCAGCCAAAACCAAAGAUUUCCUAAUGAUUGUAUAAACUCAAAACAAACAAACAAACCAAAGACAAAGGGCGUCUUCAGCACCAAGCCCACCUGUGAGGCCGGUCCGGUUGGGGUGAGGGUCUGGGGGGCGGCCGGCCCCAGCGAGGGGGCACUUCCCCGGCCAGGCCUCGGGGAGCAUCUGGGCGAGCAGCUCGCCAGCAGCACCGUGGGGCAAAGGCUGGGGUACGGGCGCUGGGAGGGGGCGGUGGGGCGGCCGGGGGCUUCGCAGGCGGGUUGAGGAGCUGAAGACAUGGGUGCAGGAUUGGCUGCUCUGCUGGGUGCUUUAACCCUCUGGGGGCUGGGUGAUGUUGAUUAAUACACGCUGAGGUGCACUUCUGAGCUUCCCCCCUCCCCCUGUCACUGCUUGGAAGAGGCUGUCCUGUUGUGAGAAAUCCCUGAAAGACGAAGAAGCUUUUCAUUUCUCCUCUAAUUCCUUUUUUUCUAUAUUUCAUUUCUUUUUGCAGCACCACUGUGCAACUAUGCAUUGUAUUUCUCAACCUUUUAUGCUAGGUAGAUGCCUGUGACUUUUUAACUUUUGGGGGGGGGAUUGCAAAUGGAGGAACUUUUUACAUGGAUCUUUUUAAUCUCAGUUGAUUGGGGGGUGUUUGGUUCUAGGGUCAUACAAGCUCUAUCCCAAAGCAAAAUCCAAAUGUUAAUAUUAUUAGCCUGAUGCAGAUACCAAAGAUAAUUUCUUUCCUGCAGAACCUUAGACUUGUGUAUUAAGUACGAUUACCCAGCACUUGCAUUAGUCUAACCUCAGUAAUUCCAAAGCUUAGAUGUAUAUUUUGGUAUAUUUCUGGGAUAUUAAAAAAUUGUCGUUUAAAUUCUUGUUUGUUUCAGUGUAAUGCUCUUAAAGUCAUAGCAUGGAGAUAACUGAACUUGUCCUAUUCUUAGUAGUUUGAAAUAAUAGUAUUUUUGUAUGUUUUGGGUGUGUCUAUGUAUGUAUUAACAUAACAGUUUUCACUGCCUAGGUGUUCAUAAAUAAAAAAAACUAAGGGUUUUUAAAGUGUACAUAAUAUUCCAUGAAGAAUUUCCACCAGACUGCCAAUUCGGAUUGCAUUUUCACUGAUGGCCGCUCCCAACUGGGAUUCUUUCUUUCUUUUUAAAGAGACAGCAUAUUCUUUUCUUUUUUUUUCCCAUUGACCUGAGGCUCUUUCUCAGAGUACAGGGUUCUUCACUGUUUUUAAGGGAUGGGCCAGAGGAAAAAUAGCUUAAAUUUCAUUUUUUAAAAAAAAUUAACACAUUAGUUUGAAAACUACCCCUUUCUGUGAAGAAUUGGGACUUGAAAAGCAAGCCCUUUCUUCUAAAUGUGGCAAUAGUUUUCAAAGAGAUGAUGAUCUGUGAACGAGUACAGUGUCUGGGCAGUCUGUUUUUCCUUCUUUUCUAAAAGAGACAAAUUUUCAGUCUAAUUGUUUAACUGCUCUCUGCAACUGCCUAGUUACACUGGCUUGGAAUUUUGUUUUUCUCUCGCCCUUCCUCGUAUACUGCAUUCGUACACUUCAGGUCAGCAGAACACUUGAAAUCAAGGGCCGUAUGGGAGUAGCUGUACCUAAACAAAACACAAGCUUUUCCUGAGACUGAAAUGUGAAUGUCCCACACAUUUCAAAGCCUCACUGUUCACACUGGGGGUGAGGAGGAAGGCAAAAUGCUGUCUCUUUAAAGAUAUCCUUUAUUAUUAUUAUUUUCCCAGUGGUUGCCUACAGAUAGCUGUAGGCAUUGAGAGAUUGUGUAGAUUACAGUAAAUCAGGAUGAAAAGGUAGAUUUUGUGUAGAUGCAUUUGUCUGCUGUAAUUUUUUAUAUAUAUUAAACUUACUGUAAUUGUACAGUUCAUUUCUGUUGUAAACAUCAUUAAACCAUUUUCCAAGUGUUUUAACAUGUA
Messenger RNA from Dromaius novaehollandiae (emu), 14913 nucleotides. It is a transcript of the gene POU2F1, whose product is annotated as POU class 2 homeobox 1. Gene Ontology annotation, biological process: regulation of transcription by RNA polymerase II. The transcript has 16 exons. Gene Ontology annotation, molecular function: RNA polymerase II cis-regulatory region sequence-specific DNA binding; DNA-binding transcription factor activity, RNA polymerase II-specific. Gene Ontology annotation, cellular component: nucleus. NCBI's taxonomy places the organism in Eukaryota, Metazoa, Chordata, Aves, Casuariiformes, Dromaiidae. Bases 157 to 2421 code for a protein of 754 amino acids. The record is from RefSeq and is a predicted model, not a curated record.